Aspergillus novofumigatus IBT 16806 is the source of this 1813-nucleotide messenger RNA. Its product is annotated as imidazoleglycerol-phosphate synthase. The coding region runs from base 228 to 1799 and encodes 523 amino acids. The record is from RefSeq and is a predicted model, not a curated record. Gene Ontology annotation, biological process: L-histidine biosynthetic process. The transcript is spliced from 4 exons. NCBI's taxonomy places the organism in Eukaryota, Fungi, Ascomycota, Eurotiomycetes, Eurotiales, Aspergillaceae. Gene Ontology annotation, molecular function: oxo-acid-lyase activity; imidazoleglycerol-phosphate synthase activity.
AUCAUUUUGAACAAUGACUCAGCUAAAUGCCCCCGCCGUGGUGGGGAGUGAUGUUUGACAAUAAAUGAGGAGGGUGAUUAUUCUUCUUCCCAAGCCACUUUCAUUCAUUCUCUCUGUCCCCGAAUGUCUGCGGGCUUACCGAAGCCCGACAAAGCCUGUGAUUCAGCCUCUACUCGACUUUAGUAUUGAAGUACAGCACUUACGGCUUGAGAUAUCGGACUGCCGCCAUGCCGACUGUUCACCUGCUCGAUUAUGUCGCAGGAAAUGUCCGCUCGUUGGUGAAUGCGAUCAACAAAGUUGGAUUCGAUGUUGAAUGGAUCAAGUCUCCGGCCGAUAUUAAAAAUGCCGAUAGACUCAUGGUGCCCGGUGUUGGCCAUUUCGGCCAUUGCCUCUCUCAGCUUUCCGAAGGUGGCUUCCUGGAACCGAUCAGACAGCAUAUAGAGCUGGGAAAGCCCUUCAUGGGCAUAUGUAAAUUCAACGAUGACAGGAAGAGCGUGCCUCACAUAGGCUGGAACUCUGCUAUGAAUACAACCUCGGAGCGUCAAACUUUCUAUGGGUUGAACCCGAACAGCAAGUAUUACUACGUUCAUUCCUUCGCAGCUCUCUACAAGGCCGGCGUAUUAGAGAACGACGGCUGGUCAGUUGCUACGGCCACGUACGGUGAUGAAGAAUUUAUUGGCGCCAUCGCUCGGGAAAAUAUCUUUGCUACUCAGUUUCAUCCGGAGAAAAGCGGACAAGCUGGACUACGGACUCUCCGUGCGUUCUUGAAUGGUGACAAAUUCCAGCCAAUCGGAACGGAAGGUCUGGAGGCAAGAAAGAGGGAAGACGGGUUGACCCGCAGGAUCAUCGCCUGUCUUGAUGUCCGUACGAAUGAUGCUGGUGAUCUGGUCGUCACGAAAGGUGAUCAAUACGAUGUGCGAGAGAAGGUCGGCGUGGACGCAGGAGGUCAGGUAAGAAAUCUGGGAAAGCCGGUUGACAUGGCAAAGAGGUAUUACGAGCAAGGGGCGGACGAGGUCACCUUCCUCAAUAUCACGUCUUUUCGGAAUUGCCCGCUCGUAGAUACCCCAAUGUUGGAAAUCUUGAGAAGAACAUCGGAGACCGUCUUUGUUCCUCUGACAAUCGGAGGCGGUAUCAAGGACACUAUCGAUCCUGACGGGACUCACAUCUCUGCUCUGGAUGUUGCUACAAUGUAUUUCAAGUCUGGAGCCGAUAAAGUCAGCAUUGGAUCGGAUGCGGUCAUUGCGGCUGAGGAGUACUAUCGUCGCGGCGAAAAGCUCACCGGAAGAACUGCCAUCGAGACAAUUUCGAAGGCUUAUGGAAACCAAGCUGUGGUUGUGAGCGUUGACCCCAAGCGAGUUUAUGUCACAAGCCCGGAUGACACCGAGCACCAUACGAUCAAAACGAAGUACCCGAACGCUAGCGGCCAGAGUUAUUGCUGGUAUCAGUGCACAAUCAAGGGUGGCAGAGAGAGUCGUGAUAUUGACGUCCGACAGCUAGUGAAGGCUGUUGAGGCCAUGGGUGCUGGCGAGAUUCUACUGAAUUGCAUCGACAAGGACGGAAGUAACAGUGGAUUUGACCUGGAGUUGAUCAACGAUGUCAAGGCUGCUAUCAAAAUCCCUGUCAUUGCUUCAAGCGGUGCUGGUGUGCCAAAGCAUUUUGAAGAUGUCUUCCGAUAUACGACCACCGAUGCGGCAUUAGGUGCUGGAAUGUUCCACCGUGGUGAGUCUACUGUUGGACAGGUCAAGGAACACCUUCGGAACGAGGGAUUUCUAGUCCGCAACUUCGAAAGCGACGAGUGAUGGUAUACAGUUUG